CAUCAAUUCACUAAAAACGGAAAAUCAAAAACACACUCAGUCUUCACUUCAUCAGCUUCAUCACACUCAUCAAACACGUCACACACACUCACUCACUCACUAACAAUCAACUAUCAAUCAAACCAACAAAAAAAAUGAAGUUUUGGAACUCUAAUCAAACUCCUAUUCCAAUCUUAAUAGUUUCAUUUCAAUUCACAGUUCAUAAGCUUAUGGGUCAUGGAUCACAUGAAUCUAAUCCAAAUCAAGACUUCUUAUCGGCUCAUAUGGAUAGCGAACAUCAUAUUCAAGGAUUCGAUAUGGCAUCUGCAUUUCAUUUACACGAUUUAAAUCGAGAUAACAUUUUAGAAGCCGAAGAAAUUUUAAAAUUAUAUGGAGUUGAUCAUGAAACGGCCCUAGAUCAAUCUACUUCUGUUAAACAUCAUGAUUCGAAAGCCGAAAGAAUCUUAUCAGAAGUCAUGGAGAAAUUAGAUAUAAAUAAAGAUGGGAUUAUAACUAAAUCGGAGUUUGUGGCAAUUACUUCUAAAGAUGGCUUGCCUUCUUUUAGUGAUAUUCCUGGUCUUGGUCAUCAUUAUGAUGAAGAAGGAGAAUAUUUCUUACAUCAUGAAGAAUCACAUCAUGGAACACCUGAAACUCAAACAGAAGAAUCAUAUGCUCAUCCAGAAGACAUUAAACAUUUUUCACAUCAUCAAGAGAUCGAAGCUAAAGAAGAAGAAUUAGAUCGAAUCGCUCAAGGUUUACCGGAGAGUGAACAAACGAUCUUUUUUAAAAAACAACAAGCCAAACAUGCCCAAGAAGAAGAAGAACGUGCUAAACGGGUUGAAGCGGCUCGUCAACAAGCCCUAAAGUAUGGUGAUUUAAGAGGUGAGGCUGAAAGGAGAGGUGAUUGGGGUAAAGAUGGAUUAGGACUUAGGAGACCUAAAGAUAAGGCUGAUCGAUUAAGGAAAAACGUUCCUUAUAAGUACAAAAUUCGAAAAUCGUUUUGGGGUGAAUUCUAAAUCAACUCAAUUAGACUCAAACUAAGUCCAAACAAACAAGACGAAACUUGAAAACCCAAUCGCAAGUUUCUCAAACAAAUCACACACGCGCGUAUCUUAACUUUUGGCAAUCUCUCCUCACAAAGGAGAAUUUCUUCUUUGGUUCCUUUUGCACUUUAGUUGUUCUUUUCUUUUCCUUCAUUUUUUUCAUUUAGUUUGCUUUUUUAUGAUCGUCUUCUAGUCACUCCUGAAAAAAAAUCUUUUUUCUUCUAUUUUUUUUUCUCUCUCUCUUUUUCUUUUUCUCUGGUUGUUACUAUUUGUUAUAAAUUGUAAGGUGAAUUGAAGGUAUCAAAACAAGAAGCAAAAAGCAAAAAGCAAAAAAAACAUAGGGAAAGGUGAAAGUUUGUUAAACAGUUUGGUAGUUGUUGUUUUUUUUUCAAAAAAAUUAUGGUACUUUGAGAAAAUCUACUUUUUCUUUUCUUUGUUUUUGUAAAUGACAUUUUCCUUUUCGUUUUGUUUGGUUUUUGUUUAUUUGGUUUUUGUUUGUUUGGGUUUUUGUUGUGAAGGAAGUUUUUAAAUUGCAAUGCUUUUUUUCUUUUUCUUU
Messenger RNA from Melampsora larici-populina 98AG31, 1578 nucleotides. RefSeq lists its product as uncharacterized. Gene Ontology annotation, molecular function: calcium ion binding. The coding region runs from base 135 to 995 and encodes 286 amino acids. NCBI's taxonomy places the organism in Eukaryota, Fungi, Basidiomycota, Pucciniomycetes, Pucciniales, Melampsoraceae. The transcript is spliced from 4 exons. Gene Ontology annotation, cellular component: extracellular exosome; endoplasmic reticulum-Golgi intermediate compartment. The record is from RefSeq and is a predicted model, not a curated record.